AAACAUGGCUGCUCCCUGCUGUCGGCGUGUGUGUAAACAGUUGUAACAUUAGCUGAGGGAAGAAACUUUUCAUGAACCAUUUAAGUCGCACGUCGGUCUUCGGAAUAUUAUUCUUCUCGUAUCGAACAACGAGGCCAAGAUGAAGAUCAAAUCCAAGUCUUCGUAUCACAAGUCUGAGAACACCUACAGGUUUCUCACAUUUGCUGAGAGACUUGCCAACGUCAACAUCGAUGUCAUCCAUCGCAUUGACAGGACUGGAUCUUAUGCUGAGGAAGUAGAAACAUACUUCUCCGAAGGACUGACAAAAUGGAGAGACCUCAACUUGACAGAACAUUUCACUACAUUUUUGAAAGAAGUGUCCAACAAGAGCCAGUCGUUCAACAUGCUGGUGUUCCAUCAGAAGUCCAUAGUGGAAACCCUGAAAAAGCACCUGGCUGUCAAGAACAGCCUGGCCUACCAACCCCUGCUGGACCUGGUGGUGCAGCUGGCCAGAGACCUGCAGACCGACUUCUAUCCGCACUUCCCCGACUUCUUCGUCCUGAUCAGCUCACUGCUGGACACCAAGGACACGGAGGUCCUGGAGUGGGUGUUCACCUGCCUCUCCUACCUCUACAAGUACCUGUGGAGACUCAUGGUGAAGGACAUGGCCAACAUCUACAGUCUGUACAGCACACUGUUGGAGCACAAGAAAGAGCACAUCCGCAAGUUUGCAGCAGAGAGCUUCUCUUUUCUGAUGAGAAAGGUCCCAGAUCUCGACGCGCUGCUGACCCACGUGUUCUCAGACCUGGAGCAGCACCCCGACAAAGUGGAGGGAACCGGUCAGCUGCUGUUUGAGAUGUGCAAGGGAGUCAGGCACAUGUUCCAUUCCUGUGCUGGAACAGCUUUCCCUGUGGCUUUGCGUAAGCUCGGCCCCACGACCAACCCCGGCACCUCUCUGCCGUGGAACUCCGUCAGGGACGCCCUGGAUCACAUGGCCCAGGCUGCAGCCGACCACGUUGACAGAGAGCACUUCCUGGUUUUGUGGGAGUCUCUGCAGGUCAGUGUGGAGGAGGUCUUGGCGGUCAUGGAGGCGAAGGGAGAAAACGCGGCCUUGGCGACAGAGCAGCUGGAGAGGCUGCUGUUUAUUAUCCACACUUUGACGUCCUACAAGGAUGGAGCCAAGGUUACCAAACCAGAAGCCGUUUGCCAGACGGUGUUGCGGCUGAUUAAGAGCUCGUCCCUGUCAGCUCCCUGCUCCCGUCUCCUCCUCCAGAUCCUCUCCUCUCUGCUCCUCGGGGAGAACAUCAGCCUGCCCAAAGGCCUCGUCCAGGAGACCGUGCAAAAGGUGUUCGGCAGCACAACAGAGCACGAUCUGAUACUGGAGUUCACCAAGGAGAUGUUCACUAUGAAACAGUUUGAGCAGCUCUUCCUCCCCAGCCUGCUGCGCUUCACCGCCGGGCUGUUCGGCUGCGGCGACGCCCUGUCUCGCCACCGCGGCCUGGACGCGCUGGUCAGCCUGAUCCUCGCCAAAGCCCCGCCCCCUACCGAUGGCUCCAUGGCCUUUGAGACCUACCCGCUGCUCUUCACCGGGCAGACCACGGGAGUGUUCAGCAGUAAAGAGGCGGGUCAGGCCAGCAGUGAGCAGCCUCCAGUACCGGAGCAGGUGCUGUCGCUGAUCAGAUUACCUGAGGAGGAGAACCGGUCCAUGUCUGACCUGUCGCAGCCUUGGGCUGCUCUGAUGCUGCUGCCACACCUCAGACCUCUGGCUCCAGCUGAUGUUGUUCCUGCUGUGACGUCUUUAUUGAUCCACCUCCUGUGUGAGAUUGAGACAGAGAAACUAGGGAAAGCUGCUCUGUUCGUAGCCAGACAGGCUCUGAGCUGCCUACUGUCUCUGGACAGCUCUGCCCAGCUCCUCUCUCUGGUGACUGUAGACAAAGUCAGCUCCAUCCUGCGGAAGUUUCCCACAGACCCGUCGGCUCUGCUGCUAGCUGACUUGUACUACACCCGCCUGUCGCUCAAUGGCGUUUCAGAGCACCUGUCCCACAAUGCACUGCUGGAGCUCUACCAGAUGCUGCACACCAACCUCUCCUCUAACAUUUCUAAGAUCCGCCUGCUGACUCUGAGGAUCUUCUCUCAGUUUGAGGCUCAGCUCCCUCAUCAGGCCGAGGUAGUCCACCCACAGGGUGAGGACAAUGUGGAGGUGCAGCCGGUGUUUGCUGUUUGCCUGCAGGCAGAGCUGGUGCCGGCUUCAGUGCAGGACUACAGAGAGAAGCUGCUUCACCUCCGGAAGCUGAGACACGACCUGGUGCCGCGCAGUCUGCCUCAGGGGCCACCAGGAACCUUCCAGCAGGUUCCUCUGCGAUAUCUCAUAGCAAUGCUGUUCGUCAACUUCAGGCCUCUGUGGGAUCCAGUCAUUGAACUUCUUGUGAGCCACGCCAAAGGAAUGGACAACAAGGAGUUCUGGAGGGUGUACCAUGAACAGCUGGAGAUAGUAGCAGGGAUAGCCGAAAAGGAACUUGAAGAAGAUGAUGAAAGCGAUGAAGAGGGAUCUGAUCUGCACGGUGAACCAGGCUGUGAUGUCAUCGAAAGUGGGGACGUCGGGGUGCUGUUCCUGGACCAGCUAAAGUCGACCUCUGACCCUAAUGACAGGACGGAUUUCCCCAACUUCCGCAGCCUGCUGUGGCGCGCCAUGGCCCAGUUCCCGGAAAGGGUGGAGCCACGCAGCCGGGAGCUGAGCCCCCUGCUGCUCAGGUUUAUUAGGAAUGAGUUUUAUCCCACCGACCUGCUGGUGGCGCCGACUCAGGACCUGAGGAAGAGAAGCGAAGCCGCUCUCGAGGAGAUGGGGAUGACUGUAGAGGUGGAAGAAGAAGAGGAGGAAGAGGAGCAGGAGCCAGAGGAGGGAAACAAACAACAGAGGAAGGCACUGCCGAGGAGAGUCGCUGCCAAACAUCUUAUCGCCCAUCUGAAGGUGUUCGCCAAAUUCACCAACCCUCGCUCUCUGUAUUUGGAGAGCAGCCUCCGUGAGCUCUAUAACCAGCUGCUGUGCCACCAGGACCAACAGAUUCAGAAAGUGGCGCUGGAGUGUGUCCUCACAUACAAAGACCCAAACAUAGUGCCGUACAAGGAGAAUCUCGAGAGGCUUCUGGAUGACAAACACUUCAAAGAUGAGAUUGUCCACUUCAACAUUUCCGAGGAGACAGGAGUGGUUGACGCUUCCCACAGAGACAGACUCAUCCCGCUGCUCAUGAGGAUCCUGUUUGGCCGCCUGCGCACUAAAGCCGGCAGCAGGUUUCAGGGGAAGGCGACCGCCUCCUCCCGGUCCUCCAUCAUCCUGCGCUUCCUGGCCGGUUGCCAGGCUGAGGAGCUGGGAAUGUUCAUCGACCUGCUUCUGGAGCCUGUGUCCCAUCACAGCCAAGGCUCCUGUCUGGCUGCAGUGGAGAAGGCGGUUGCAGAGACGGACUUGGGCGCCGUCCUGCCGCUGGGCCGCCAGCACAGCCUUCUGAACAUCAUCAACGUGGUGAUCCAUAAGCUGGGCCACCUCAUCCACAUGUACCUGCCCAAAGUGCUGCAGAUCCUGCUGUGUGUCACGUCCUCGGUGUCCACCAUCUUGGACAGCAGGGACCAGCUUAAACCAGGUUGCAUUAGUCCUCUGAAGAACCUGAGGCGACUCGGCAUCUUGAGGAUCCAGGACUUUUUUGAUGGCUUUGACUCGUACAACUUCACCCCAGAUGAGAUUGAUGCUGUGUUCCAUGGUGUGGUCUGGCCUCAGGUGUGUCGUCUCCCCACGGAGAGCACCUACUCCCCCACCCCUCUCCUGAAGCUCAUCCAGGUGUGGUGCAAAGACGCCAGGUUCUUCCCCCUGCUAGCCAAGCAGAGGCCAGGCCGCCCGGACUGCGGCAUCCUCCUGAACGUCUUCGCCCUCCUCUCAGCCAAGAACGCGUCCCCAGCUACCAUCGCCAUGGUGAUGGGCAUUGCCGAGUUUCUAGCAACAGCCCAAGACUUUGUUGCCUCGGAGGCUGAGUCCGAGAUCAGCGUGAACGGCAGUGUUUUCCCGCAGCCUGAGGAGGCCUCUGUCGUGACUGCAGACUCAUUAAGUCAAGGCUCCAGACUGCUCCUGCCUCACAUCUCCACCCUGCUGCACUACCUGAGCGGAGUUGUUCGCAACACAGAGAGACUGAAGAAGAAGAAGUUCAGGGCACAGGUGGCCAGAGAGCUCAACAUCCUCUCCAAGGUCAGUCGAUUUGUGACUGACAAGGAGCAAAGCUCGGUGCUCAUCAGCCUGCUGCUUCCAUAUCUCCAGAAAGGUCACAACCCUCAAGAGACGGAAAUCGACAUCCUGGCCACCAUCCAGAACCUGCUGCGGCAGUGCAUGCAGCCAUCGGACUUCCUGCGACCGCUCACCAAACUCUUCUCCGUCAUUCACAACAAGCUGCCGAGGCAGGCUCUCACCAACGUCUUCCAGACUCUGUCAGAUCUGGAUCCUUCGCUCACAUAUAUCACUGAUUUAGCAGCAAAGCUCAACGCAUUCGACAGCCGACACUUGGAUGAGGUCUACUUCGACGUGCGGCUGACGGCUUUCCAAGACGCUGCAAGGCGAGUCAGAGACAUGCAGACUCUGGACUUGGACUACAUCAGCACCAUCAUGCACAACUGUUUCCACACAUAUGAGAUUGGAGACAUGUCGCUGGCAGACAACGCCACCUUGUGCCUCUCUGCAGUCAUCACCCAGCUGGCAGUCGUGGGGCCCGGAGAGCAGAUCUACAGGGACGUAGUGCAACACACCAUCCUGGACGCUGUACUCAAAGGGCUCCGCAGCAAGACUGAUAGCGUGCAGCAUGAAUACACCACCAUACUGGCCUGCCUGGUGAAGACCUUUCCCUCCAAGAAAGAGUUCAGAGACCUGGUGCAGCUCACCAACUACAACGACCCUGAGUCUGACUUCUUUGAGCACAUGAAGCACAUCCAGAUCCACCGACGGGGUCGUGCUCUGAGGAAGUUGGCCAAACAGCUGACGGAGGGCACGGUGGUGCUGACGCCGCGUUCCCUCCAGAACUACAUCAUGCCGUACGCCAUGACCGCCCUGCUGGACGAAACGAUGCUCAAGCACGAGAACAUGACGUCGGCCUCGGUGGAGGUGGUGGGCGCAGUGUGUCGCAAGCUGACCUGGUCCAAGUACCUCUACCACCUGAAACACUUCAUUCACAUCCUGCAGACGGGACAGGCUGAGCAGAAACUGGCUGUCAGUUUGCUAGUCACAGCUUUGGAAGCUUUCCAUUUUGACCACCAGACCCUCAGCAGAGAAAUGGAAGCUGCCAAAGCCAGAGAAGCUGGAGGUGUCACGAUCGAGGAGGAAGAUGAAACUGAAGCUGAACGUUUGGAAUUGGACGUGAGCGAUGAUGAGGAAGGAAUGGAGAUCGACGGCAAAGUUGCUCCCUCUGACGUCCCCAUGGAAACGGAGGAUGCUGAUAGAGAAAAGGCUGGCAUACCAGAGGAAGCGGCCGCCGCUAAAGCCAAAGCGCAGGCCGCCGUGGCCAGCGGACUUCCACAGAGCAGUGAGGGGCUGGAGACUCUGAUCAGAGCCAUCCACCAGACGGUUAAUGACAGCGUGCUGCCCCGCCUGCACAAGUGUCUCACCGCAAAGGUGAAGCGUGACGAGGAGCACAAGGCUGUGAAGUCAAAGGAAGUGAAGGAAGAGGAGGUGGUGCGGAUACCGUUGGCUUUCGCUAUGGUCAAGCUGAUGCAGACCCUGCCUCCACACAUCAUGGAGGUCAACCUGCCGGGGAUCCUCAUCAAGGUUUGCGUUUUACUGAGGAACCGCUUCCAGGAGAUCCGCGAUGUGGCGAGGGGCACUCUGGUGAAGAUCAUCGAGACUUUAGGCUGCAGGUAUCUGCAGUACCUGCUCAAGGAGAUGCAGGGGGUUCUGGUCAAAGGCUACCAGGUCCACGUGCUGACCUUUACAGUGUACCAGCUGUUGUCGGUCCUCAAACCAACCCUGAAGAGCGGUGACUUGGACCCCUGCAUGAACAUGCUCAUCGACAUCUUCAACAACGAGCUGUUCGGGGCAGUGGCUGAGGAGAAGGAAGUGAAGGGCAUCGUUUCCAAGCUGAUGGAGGCGCGACACAGCAAGAGCAUGGACUCCUACGAGCUGCUGGCACAGUUUUGCAGCAAGGAGAGCAUCACCAAGCUCAUACUGCCACUGAAGGAGAUCCUGGAGACCUCCUGCAGUUUGAAGCAGUGUAACCGGGUGACUGCAGUACUGCGGCGACUGGUCCUGGGUCUUCUCGUCAACACUGGCAUGACCUCUCAAGACGUCCUGUUGCUGAGCCACGGCCUGGUCAGCCAGAGCCUGCCGCUGCUCACCAAGAGGGAUCGAGAGAAAAAAUCGGCGAAGCCUCCUCCAGAUCCGAGGCUGCCCCCUCCGAGCUGCCUCCUCCUGCCUCCGACUCCGAAGAGAGGAGGUCAGAGAGCUCCCGUCAGCAGCCGAACCAACAUGCACAUCCUGGUGGACGCCGGGCUCAAGUUGCUCCACCUGAGUCUGAAGAGGUCUAAAGUGUCGAUGUCUGAGGCGUCAGACCUGCAGAUGCUGGAUCCUUUCAUACUGCUGCUGCUCGACUGCAUCGACUCCAUGCACGUCAAGGUGAUCACGGAGGCUCUGGUGGCCUUCACCCUGCUGCUGAAGGCCCCUCUGCCAGCAGUGGAGCAGAACGCCAGCCAGCUGACCAAGCAGCUCUUCGUCCUGCUCAAGGAUUACUCCAAGGCUGGAGCUGCACGUGGGGAGAACUACCAACUGGUCCAAAACUGCUUUAAGGCCAUCACUAUCCUGGUGAAGAACGUCAAAAGCAACAAGAUAUCCGAGGCGCAGCUGCAAGUGCUGCUGGGAUACGCUGAGGAGGACAUCUAUGACCAGUCACGCCAGGCCACCGCCUUCGGUUUGCUCAAGGCCAUUCUGUCCAGGAAGCUCGUUGUUCCAGAGAUGGAGGAGGUGAUGAAGAAAGUGGCCAAGUUGUCCGUUACGGGCAGCAACGCUAUGAUCAGAAUACACUGUCGACAGAUCUAUCUGAAAUACCUGCUGGACUACCCGCUGGGGAGGAAGCUAAAAGACCACCUGGACUUUGUGGUGGCUCAGCUGCAAUAUGAUCACGACACGGGUAGGGAGUCUGUGCUGGAGAUGCUGGCGUACAUCUUCCAGACCUUCCCUCAGAAACUGUUGCGGCAGUACAACGGCCUUUUCUUCGCCCCGCUGGCCCUCGUGGUGGUCAACGAUGACUCUGCGCGCUGUAAAAAAAUGGCUGCCAUGGCGAUCAAGGCCCUGCUUGCCCAGCUGGACUUGGACCACCAGAACACACUGUUCUCCCUCGUCAACACCUGGCUCAAUUCAGAAAAGGCUAGCCUGCGGCGUCUCGGCUCUCAGAUCUGUGGCCUGUACGUGGAGGUGGAGGAGGAGGCGUUUGCCCGUCGAAUGGACAACCUGCUGCCUCUGCUGGAGAAAGAGAUCAACCCCGACAACUAUGAAGAUAUUGAGGAGGAGCAGGACGAGAGAGGAGCUGACAGGCUGCUCUUCAGCCAUCUGACUCUCAUCACCAAACUGAGCAAACACUGCGGCCUCCUGGAGCUCAGCCAGCCUCACGACACGCUCAGUCGCAUAUGGGGUCAUAUUGAAGCGCACCUGCGGUACCCUCACUGCUGGGUGUGGCUGACCGCCUCGCAGCUCUUCGGUCAGCUGUUCGCGGCUCAUCAGGCGGAGCAGCUGGUCGCCAUCUGGAGAGGAGAGGGAGGGGCUCCGUCUCAGUCAGCGGCCACCGAAUUCAUCAGCAACAACCUGGACAAGAAGAUAAGAGAGUUGGCGUUGUCGUUCUGCCAUCAGCUGCAGUCCAAGUUCCUCGACACGGCGUCAGGAGAGCAGGUGAUCAAGAACCUGCUGUUCGUUGGCAAGGUGAUCUACCUCAUUUCCCCCGAGUCUGACGUCGCUCCCCCUCAGGAAGAAGAGAAGGAUGAGGAGGAGCAGAGGGAGAAUGGAGAUGGAGAAGGGGAGCAAGUAAAGGAAGAGGAGGAGGAGGAGGAGGAAGAAGAGAACGAGGGCGACAAGGACGACCGGCCUCCGUCGCUUCUGUGGCUGAUGAAGAAACUUUCUCUGAUGGCUAAGAGAGAGGCAGCGUACACUCCUAAAGUUCCCCUCAAGAGAACGUGUGUGUUUAAGUUCUUGGGCGCGAUCGCCAUGGACCUGGGGAAGGAACGGCUCAGCCCGUAUCUGAGCACCAUCAUCACUCCUCUGUACAGAGAGCUGGACAGCACAUACGCAGAUCAAGACCCCACGCUGAAGAACCUGGCGCAGGAGCUGAUCGAGCUGCUGAAGAGACAAGUGGGGCUGGAGAAGUUCUCCCUGGCCUUCUCCGCCGUCCAGAGGGAGUUUUCGAAGAGGCGGGCGGCGCGCAAGCAGCACCGAGCCAUGCAGGCGGUGGCUAACCCAGAUAUCGCCGCCAAGAAGAAGCUCAAGAAGCACAAGAACAAAAUUGAAGCCAAAAAGAGGAAGAUCGAGUUCCUGCGGCCCGGGUAUAAAGCCAAGAAGCACCGCAGCCACGCGCUCAAAGACCUGGCCAUGGUGCAGUGAGCAGCGGCGGACGCUGCGUCUCUUUGUCGAGGACACUAGGUGGGAAUGAAAUGGGAGAUUUCAUGAGGCCCACCCCGCUGAUGUUACAUCAUCACUUUUAACAUUCUGAGUAAUACACCAGUAUGAUGUGUGAAGAGUCCACACAAAAUGUUAAUUACUUCCCACAGAUCCAGCAUCCUUGUGUGUUUAGAAGUCGUCUCGAGCCGUGAUGAAUUUCAGAUGGAACCUGAAGUGUAUUUUUUAUUUUCCCGCUGUCAGAUUUCUAUCGUGUGCAGUUAAAUGUACAGGUUUUUUGUAAUUAAAACGCGUGUACUGACUCUCCAUCAUUACCGGAGCCCAGUCAUUACCAGAGAUAUGAAAAUAAAAAAAAAUAAAAAACACUGGUACAAUCACUGAUCUUUACUGAGAACCAGCUUCACUGUACAAGCAGAUAUCAGAUAUAAAUAUGCAACCAGAAAACUUUGAGCACACAGUUAGUGUUCAGUAACUAAAUGACCGAUAUGCCAAAGCUCAGAGGAUUUCAAUGGAAAAAAAAGCUUUAACCACUAAAUUAUUAAACACAACAUAAAUCACCAGGAAGGAGAAAAAUAGAAAUCCAUGACAUUGCAUCUGCCAGACUAUAUAAUACAAAAAAGAGCCCAGGCUGCAGUAACAUUUGGCUAAGGGGCAAAUAGAUUCAGUUUAAAGCCAUGUUAUUAGAACAUGUCGUACAAGUCGAGAUAUUUGCAGCGCUGCACAGAGAUUCCAUGUUUUCGGACAGUUCAGUAGUGUACAGUAGCAACCACUGUAGCGUUGUCUGUUGAUCAGGAGGCACACAGGACUGAGAUUCAUGCUGACAAAUUUCAGUGUCUUUUAUAGAGAAACGCUGCCUCCUGGUGGAUCUUCAUGGCACUUUUUUUUUUUU
Mugil cephalus (flathead mullet) is the source of this 9491-nucleotide messenger RNA. RefSeq names its product UTP20 small subunit processome component (gene utp20). Lineage: Eukaryota; Metazoa; Chordata; Actinopteri; Mugiliformes; Mugilidae. The coding region runs from base 140 to 8587 and encodes 2815 amino acids. The record is from RefSeq and is a predicted model, not a curated record. Gene Ontology annotation, cellular component: small-subunit processome; nucleolus; 90S preribosome. The transcript has 61 exons.